Molecule: messenger RNA, 2281 nt
Organism: Thlaspi arvense
Lineage: Eukaryota; Viridiplantae; Streptophyta; Magnoliopsida; Brassicales; Brassicaceae
Source: the annotation of a GenBank genome assembly
GCUCUCACACCACCAUCACCAUUAGUAUAGUCCCUUUUUGCUAGUGCUCAACGUUGGUUGAGCCAACUCCUUCCGAUUUCUUCUUCCUCAAGACAAAUCACAAAUCCUCUUCUCAUUUCGAAAACUCUGGUUUCUCUCAACCCUAAAGAUACUGAGAUCAUCAGCGAGUUUCAGAUGCUCUUGCAAUGGGAAAGCACUCAAAUGAGAACGAUCACGAUCAAGUACAGCAGCAGAAUCUCGACCCUGAGAACCCUCAAUCUUCUGGAUCCCCUUGUCGGAGAUGUUUCUCUUCUCUGUCAGGCCUGUUUGGUCUGGGAUGUGUCAUCGUUUUGGUUCUUAGCUUUGCGACUCUUCUCUCUGCCAUCUUCUGGUUAUUCCCGCGUCGAUCGCUGUCUCAGUGCCACGCCCCUGGGAUAGUUAAACUCAAUGCAUCAGUACAAGCAUACUUUAAACUUCAUAAACCAGCUUCUCACGUUAUUUCCCAUAAAGGAAGACUAGAGACUGAUAUCUUUCGGAGUUUAGAUCUUAGGAACACCAAGGUGGCUAUUCUGUCUCUGCAUCAAUCAGGUAGGGCAUCUAAGUACACAGACGUGAAGUUUGCGGUUCUGCCUGUCCCUACUGACUCUAAAAUAAGAGAAGGCUCGUUAGUUUCACUGCGAUCGUCUUUUGUGCAGCUGUUUGCUCAGAGAUCGAAUCUGAAUCUGACCACAUCAAGUUUUGGUCAGCCAACUUCUUUUCAGGUUUUGAAGUUUCCUGGGGGAAUAACUUUAGAUCCUCUGGGAUCUAAACCCGUUUCUGGAGUAGCAGCGCUUACGCUUAGCUUUACUCUCGAAAUUUCGUUAUCCGAGAUUCAAGAUAAACUGGACAAGCUAAAGAACCAACUUGGGCUUGUGUUGUGUUUGGAGACAUAUGAGAAGAUUCAUGUCCUACUCUCGAAUGAAGAAGGAUCUACAAUAUCUCCCCCGGUCACUGUUGAGGCUUCUGUUUUCUCAUCCAUGACAAUUAUGGAAAACCAUCCUAAGAAGAGAUCGGAGAGUCUUGCUCAAGUCAUUCAAACAUCUCGUGCUUCAAAUCUUGGUCUAGACAACUCAGUUUUUGGUAAAGUCAAGAGCAUUACUUACUCAACGUACGUGGAGGGGAAAACUCUAGAGUCUGCUUCGGUAUUGGCUCCAGCGCCAUCUCCUUGCUUCCCUUCUCUCUGUUAAGCCAAACUGGGCAAAGCAGCUUCUCUUUUCCUCUUUCAUGGACUUGAUUUCUCUUGUGGCAAGGACGCAAACUUGUGUGUAUGUUUCUUGUCUUACUCGUUAAGUAGCGGCAACAAAAUGUAUAUCUCAUUUCUAAGCCUUUCCUGACAGAAUCUACUUAAUUAGCUGUAGAAUCAACGGUACCAUGGAGGUUGUAUGAAACAGAGUUUUUUAUUCGAAUAAGAUGCAGCUUGAGUUUACUUAUUUGAUUUAGUUGGUUGAAACAAUCUAUUAAUACAAACAGAGGAAUCCUGAUUCUGCUUAUUGAGUUUAUAAUUUAGCCUCCCUAUGGUUUGUUACAUAUAUGGUAUGUCGCCAUUUUCUUUGAAUCGAUUUAGCUCUUCUUCCAGCUUCUUGAUAACUUCAUCUCUCGCUGCAAGAGUCUCUAGUAAUGAUCUGUUCUCUUUACUAAGAGCUUGAAACUGGCUGAUGAUUCCAUCUAUCUGCACUUGAAUGGCUUCAUCGCUAAGCUCAAAGGCAGUCUCCACAACCCUCAAAACCCGCCACAAGCUCACCACCACGAUGAACCCGGCCCCUUUCCUGUCAAGAAGCACCUGGAGAACCAGAGCUAUAAUCGCAACCGCACCAUCCAUCACACAACCGGGUUGUCUGAAAAAGGACUUCCCCAUAGCAACAGCUAGAGCCAUGGAUUUAACGGCGAGAAUGCUCAGAAUCGCGGUUCCUCCCCAACGGAACCAUUCAUCCUUGUUUUCGGUUUUGUUGGCUGAUGUGCAGGAGAGAAGAGACGAAGAUAGUUCGAGGGACAUUAAGAUAAUGUCGAGAGAGAGCAAGAAGAUGGUGAAAAGGUGAACUUGGUAUGACUCUAGAAACUCUGACAGAGCGAUUCUCCAUUGCGGUUCGAUGGAGAUGAGUACUUGUUGUUGCUGUUGUUGUAUUGAGGAGAAGAUGAAGAGUUGUAGCCAUUUUCGUCGUCUGCACCAACUCUUAAUUAGGGUUUGGAUCGAGAAUUCGACAUUUUCAACUGUUCCGGUUGUGUUGAUGGAAUUCAUGGAAAGAUGACAAGCUUUACAAGUUGU